UACACCAUCACCUAGGACGGCUGAACCGGACCUUACCCAACCCCAGCCUCUCAGCAAGUGACUCCAAAUUCAGCCCAUCCAACCUGCAACAAGCUGCUCCUCCACAACUAGAUCCACCGCCUAUUACCGCACUGACUGUGCCUGGCCAUUAGGUUUAUUGAUCCGGACUAUGGGCAUUUUUACGGAGAUGUAAAGAUUUUGCCCCCUCCUUUCUUCAUGGCGAACAAAGCGAUCGAUUGGGAGAGCGGCGGAGAUCGCGACAUGUACGGUCACUUUCAGGACUGGUGUCUGAGGACCUACGGGGAUUCGGGCAAAACAAAGACGGUCACUCGGAAAAAAUACGAUCGGAUCGUGCAGCUCCUUAGCGGAGUCGAGCUCAGCUCGGUUGAUAAUGCCAAAUUCAAAUUUUGGGUGAAAUCCAAGGGAUUCCAGCUGGGGAUGGGCGAUCAGAAAAAGGGUGCUGCCGGAAAACCAGCGGUGUACGUACCAGUAAAAACAACGACUGGAGAUGGAGUCACCGCUAAGGAGAGCAUCUCUCUGAAACGUGUAGCUGUGGUGGAGGAUUUUUUCGACAUUAUUUAUUCUAUGCAUGUGGAAACAGGAACUGAGACUGGGAGGACAGCGAAACACGCUGGUCAGAAACGGACUUACAAAGCGAUAGCUGAAACGUAUGCAUUCCUCCCAAGAGAAGCAGUGACAAGGUUUCUAAUGAGCUGCACCGAAUGUCAAAAACGAAUGCACAUAAACCCAAAUGGUGUGGACUCAAAAGAAAAUGAAAGACCUUCAUCACUGGCUGGGGUGAUAGAUUAUAAUAUGCCCAUUACUGCCACAUACCUGAAGCAGAUGAAACUCCAGUUUAUGUGUGGACCUCAAGAACUGGAUGAAAGUUCAGUAAGCAGUGAUGAUUUUGAUAUGAGCGACACCACAUGGAUUUCAGCUGACCAGUUUGUGAACUCCAGCCCCAGUCAAGAAGAAAAAAUGCACAGCCCUCAGAACCUACAUAACCAGGAAGAUGAUGAUUCAUCUUCAGAAUGCUGCAGUGGGAAUGGCUCCACUACCUUGAAUCCUUCAGCAUCAAACAGUACACAAGGGGGCAGCACAUUCCCGGAAGUAAAUGGAAACAGCUCCACUGGCUUGGACUACAGUGCCAGCCCAGAGGACCAGCCAGUCAACUUGAGUGAACGGCUUCAGCCCCGUCAAGUGGAUAAUGGAAGUACAGACGGACAAAGAAACCGGGUCAAAUACAUUGGAAAAGGCACAUCAGAUGUAAGAUUGAACAGGGAUACAAGAGAAUAUGGGAGUAAGUCUCCACCCUACAGCUCAGGAAGUUAUGACUCUGGGAGAAAUGAGCUUUCGGGAAGUUGUCCUGAGGACCUCUCAAUUAACAGAGGUGGGGAUGAUGAUGAUGACGAUCACGAUGACCAUGAAGACAAUGAGAAGAUUAAUGACUCGGAGGGAAUGGAUCCUGAGCGACUGAAGGCCUUUAAUAUGUUUGUGAGGCUGUUUGUGGAUGAAAAUCUUGACCGAAUGGUUCCCAUUUCAAAACAGCCCAAAGAAAAGAUUCAAGCUAUCAUUGAGUCAUGCAGCCGACAGUUCCCUGAAUUUCAGGAGCGAGCCAGGAAACGCAUUCGCACUUACCUCAAGUCCUGCAGACGAAUGAAAAAAAAUGGCAUUGAACUGGCAUCUCGCCUACAUGCCUCCUCCUUCAGACAGGAGGACAGGGAAGAGGGGGCCUCCAAUUUCUUCAUGUCUACUGUCGGUGGUGCAGCUCUUUCUUCAGCCAACAGGAAGCGUGCUUGCUGGAGGGUGAGGCGGACAUCGGGUUUUCCUUCCUCUGAGCCACGGCCCACCCCACCUCACCUGACCUCAGCUAUGGCGGAGAAUAUUCUGGCUGCUGCAUGUGAGAGCGAAAGCCGGAAAGCAGCAAAACGGAUGCGACUGGAAACCUAUCAGCAGCAGGAUGAACCGAUUGCACUAGAUAAACACACUCAACAAGCGAGGGAGGCGGCCCAGCUCGCGCACACCACUUACUCACUGCCAGCUGCUUCUUACUCACAGGAUCAGAUGUAUAUCAAUGGAGGACUGAAUUACAGUUACCGUGGUUACGGAGGAAUAGGAGGUGGACUGCAGACUACUUUGCAAACUGGCACCAUCAGCAAUGGCCCAACUGAUCUCAGCAUGAAAGCGCUGGCCUCAAAUUCGACUUCAUCCAACACGAGCAACAGCAGGAGUGUACCAGCAGCACAGCUCAGUCCAACAGAAAUUAAUGCAGUUCGGCAGCUCAUUGCUGGCUACAGAGAAUCAGCAGCCUUUCUCCUCCGGUCUGCAGACGAACUGGAAAACCUAAUUUUACAACAGAAUUGACUCCUUUCAGCACAGUCCUAGUGAUAACACCCCACAUUCUGUAGUCACCCAGUUCAAAACUGGAAAUUGGGAGGAGAUUCCUCUUGUUACAUGAUGGCCAUUAACCCAUUGCUGCUAUGGAAGUGAUAAUGCCACCAACCUUUAACCUCAGACCUUCAUCAGGACCGAGUGUGCGAGUGCGUAUGUCUUCAACCCAAGGACCUCAUUCACCAGAGUAUUUGUUUUCUUAGCUGGCAGCACAAACUGAAAGAUUUGAUAUGUGCAAGGACUCAGCUCCUCUCACAGGCAGCUGUAGUUCCUGACCAGUUGCUAUACAAAACCCACAUAGCAUUCAAUUCCCAGGUGCAAUACCUAGUAAUGCUGCUAAUAGAAAUAACCUAGUCCAGGUCUCUGGAAGAACAAUAGAGCAGAGAAAUUAAUCUCUAUUGGUUUUGAGUUCAUUCUGGUCAUUAAUUUAAUUAUGAGGAUAGUAGCAUCAAAUGGUACAUGCGUAUUCAACUAAUUUACAAGAGCAUUUUUAUUACUAGCCUUUUGUUUUGUUCCUAUUGAACUCCCGAUUCAUUAACUAAUCCACUAUCCACAGUGAAGCCUGCAUUCUGUUACUGCUACAACUAAUAGAGGCACUUAUUGUCAGGGAUCCACACACAAAAUGUCCCAGUAUUAAAUUUGAUCUCACAUGGACUAACACAAGGCCAAAAGGUAGGUGUGUUGAUUCAUUCUAGUGUGAAAUUCAUGUACAAGCUGUAAGUGUACAAGGCCAGUGCUGAUGAAAGAUCAAAUAUUUUAAAUAUAAUUAGUGAAGUGCCCUUUCAAAGAUGUACAAACCAUUUUGUGCUUGCCUGUUACAAACUGAUUGGUAUAUCAGAGCAAACAGCUACACAGGUGAAUGCUGCUUCAGUAGUACUAGACUAAGCUUUGUAGAAUUUUAAUGCGUGUUCUGAUUUCAGAAUGUGCCUGAGAAAAUAUAGGAUUUGUAGCCUGUAAUUAUUUUGUACAUAGUGGCAGGAGAAUAGGCUUUUUUUAAGAAACACAUUCUAUAUACAAAGACAAAGCUCCAGUUUUAGCCACAGCAGGCUUCACAUCAGUCUGUUAUUACCAAAAUAUUUCAGUAUAAUUAGCAGCUAAAGUAUAAUGCAGUCAGGACACAACUCAUCUGUGAAAACCAGAGGGUGACUGCUUAGAGAGAAUAGUCCCACCCCUCCGCUUCAACACCACAUGCAGUGGAACUGCAUUCUGUAUCAAAGAAAGUGUAACAAGAAUAUUGUUCAGCAAAUGUAAACACUCUGCCUAAACAUCUAAAAUUUAACCCCAGGCUUGCACAGUUAUAAGCAUAUACUUGCAGAGGUUUGAGCAAAAGAAAAUAAUCCAGUAAACUGAUAAGAAUGAGUAUUGCCUGACUAGAAUGGACUAAAUAAAUGCAACCUGAUGGGGUACAUUUUACAGCCAGUUAAGUUCUUAUACCUUAUUUUAGGUGGUUCUCAAAUUGCAAUUAUAGAUAAUUACCAUGAAGUUACAUCAGAUAACUUUCACUUUAUUCACUGCCAAAUGCUUAAUUUCAAAUCUUGCAGCACUUAAGCUUUUGUCUCUUCAGCAAAUGAAAAUGCACCAUGAAAUCUUUCAGAACUCAGGUAACAAUUUAUACCAAGGUAAAAUUUUUACUGUUUUUUUUAAAAAAAGUGAAUACUGUGAAACAGAAACUGGUUUGUCAUUUUAUACUUUUCUCUAACUCUGCUUUUAAUAGUUACCAUUAGCUGCAAAAAUAGUUGUUCUAGGUCUUUUAUUGUAAGAAAUAAACACUGUGUUUGGAUAGUUUCAAACUAAAUUUAGUUCUUGAAAGGUUAGACUUUCUUCACUGGUACCAAGCUGUAUAAAUAUUUGCAUAAGAUAGCUCUAAGGCAUUAACCUACAUGUUGGUUUGUUUCAUUGCAGUGGUAAUGCUUGGUUUCCUUCAGGUCAAUAAUCUUACUCUACAUUCAGGGAUAAACUCAUUAAUUUUGGAGAAAUAUCUACCUAUUAAGUUUCAAAUGCUAGCAGUUAACCCUUGAUAGAUUAAGUGGAUUUGAUUCCAACUACCACAUGCUACCAUAUGAUGUCAGCUUUCCAAAGAAUUCUAUUGAAACCUGCUUUACUGUGGGAAUCUCUGAAAUUUGCUCUAAGGACUCAGUAAAGGGUGCAUUUUUUUGAAAAGGGCUUACUUAACUACUAUAACUUUUAACCAAACUUUAGUGAAAAACGUGUGCUCUAGAUUGCUGUCUGCAUCAUAAAAUAACCUGACCUUUGAAACAAACCUCAGUUGUACUUUAUAGAAAGGUUGCUUCAGGACUGAUGUUGCCCAGAUCUCAUAUAUGUUGGUUACUAAUUUUUAACCACUAAUGUAAAAAAGCUUUUUAUGAGAUACUUCUACCUCAGUUUUCCCUUCAUUAUAAGUUAACUAUCAGCUGUAGAAUAAAAUUCAGUCUCUCACACACAGAUACACAUAAUUCCACUGAUCCAGGAAAAGAAACCUACUUAUUCACUCUGCACCACCAGCCUCCGUUAAUAAGUUCCUUUUCCACACACCCCACCUCCAGUCACUUAAAACACAUACGAGUAGGUUGUACGUUAGAAUUAGGCUGCACUAGAGAGCGUUGCAAGCGUGCAGUGCAAUUUUGUGUUUUUUUUUAAAAAUGAAUAAUUCUCACUAAACAAACCAAUAAUGAUUUGAGAUUGCAUUUUACAGGGAAACCUUUUAAAGUCCAUGUCAACUUUGGAAAGGUGAUCCUUUUACACACAGUAACAAAUGUAUUCAGGAAAUAAAUGAUCAUUAAACUUGCGAGUGAUGUGCACUCGAUGUUGCUGAUAUUAUUGAUUGUGGUGCAACCAUGCACCUCACACAACUGUUUAUCAUACAGUGAUGAAGUCUUUUUCCCACACCCAACCAUCCAUAAUCUUGUGAACCAAGGCCAAAGCAAUCCAGCAAUAUUCAUUUAGAUAUAGAAUGCCCUGAUAGACAGAUGAGAAGCAUAAACAGAAAUAUUCUUCAACCAGACCUCAACUAUUUUGGACCAAAAAAAAGGAGAGAAGUAGAAAAAAAAAAUCCAGGAGCAGUAGAGGUCCAAAGAGAUUCAGGAGUCCAUGUGCACAACUCACUUAAAUGUAGCGGUCAGGUACAAAAAUAAUCAAAGGCUAAUGGUGUGUUAGCCUUUAUAUCAAGAGCGCUGGAAAAGAAAAGGGAGGAUAUUUUUCUAUAGCUACACAAAGCUGUGGUUAGACCACAUCUAGAGUACCAUGCAUAUUUCCAGGCACCACAUCUUGGAAAGGAUAUAUUAGCCUUGGAUGGCAGCACAGAUUCACCAGAACAUUACAGCAUUAAUAAUUAGGAGCAAUUACAUAAACCCAGCUUGUGUUCCCUGAAAAAAUAAAAGGCUUAGGAGGUAAUUUUAAUGAGAACAUUAAAGAUUUUGAAAGAAAUUGAUAGGGUAAAUAGAAAACAAAACAUUUCUGUUGUUGGGCAAGCCUUGAUUAGAAUAUGUAAUCUUAAGAUUAACCUUUCAGGAGAAAGUUCACAAGUAAAUGGAGUGCUCACCCAAAGGAAGGAGAUGUUAUUAACUUAAUAAUUUAAAAUAAGAGUUUAGUAGACUUUUUGCUAACUAUAGCUGCUACAGGUUAUAGAGCCAAGUCAGGUAACUGGAGAUGGGUUACACAUCAGCCAUGAUUUUAUUCAUUGCAGGAACAUGCAUCCCUCCUUGUCUAAUUCUGUUCCAAACUUACUUCUCAGUAUAGCACCUUUUAUCAAACACAUUCCUUGCUGAAAGCUUUAAAUACUGUUUCCACAACAUUUCUUAGGCCAAUUAGCCUUCACCCAUUUUUACUGGUAUCUGGUAUAUCUUAAAAGUUCAUUUUUAAGGGAAAAAAAGUACGCUUCAUACUGAAAAUGCUACCAUCCUCAUAACAGCCCAGUUGUACAGACCAAUGGCAUGAAUGGAUUUUGAUUUGAUGAUAGUCACGACUGUAAUAGUUAAGUUAAAAGGCAAAGAACGCUUAAUAUAACCUCAUUCAUAUACUUUUGGGACCUCUUUCAAGCCGAAGAGCAGGUGAUGUUCUCUGCCCUCUGUUUUAAGCUAAUUGUCCUUUUAAAGUGCUUUGUGUGUGACACAGAGUUACUUUUUUAUAAAAAAAAGGUGGGGGGGGGGAAUGUUUUUUUUAAAAAUGUACAGGAUGUUGCUAAAUUUUGUUCUGUGUGGGUUGUUGUCCUUAGCAGUUCCAGAAAAGAGACAGAAAAAAAAAAUAGGCAAAAGACAAUCUUAGCCCCCUUUGAUGCUGUGAUUAACUUUUUCAUAAGUGCAGCUAUUGAGUAAAAUUGGGGGACCACUAAGUAUUUUUCAGCCAUAACUUAAAGUCACUGAAAUGUUGUUGCACAAUGAUAAUGAAUAGUUCUGAGGACUGUGUGUAAUUAUACAGUCAUCAUUCAAAGAUCUUAACCCUUUGAGUGUUGAUUUUUUUAAAAAAUUCUAGCUGUUAGGCUGUUUACUUUGUUGAUCUACUGUACUAUUGCACCCUUUUGCAGAAAAUGCUGACCACAGAGAAGACAUUUUCUGUAUGGAAACCAUUCCAAGUGACACUGAACAAUGUUAACUGUACUGUUGCAAAUGUUCCCUGUAGAAUUGAAAGGAUUAAUAAGCAUUAACUGGCUAGAAUUUGAUGUGUCGUACAGUUGCAGUCAGCAAAUUAACUGGAUGUUGUUAUUAAACAACAAAAUAGCGGUGCUUUUGAUUUAUUUUGACGGGGAAGAGGAGAAUCCGGUUCCUUAACUGUUUGUACCUAAUACCAAUGUGAACUUUGUAUUUCCUUCUGAUUUUUGACUCAGUGAAAGUGUGGCUGUUUACAUGUACAGAUUUUGCGAUUUUGUGUUCUCCAAUACCCUGUAUUAAUGCUGUAGAAAAAAACAAAAUAACCCAAAUUCUUUUAAUAUUUAUUGCAAUAUACACAGUGAAUAUGUUUUCCAAUACAUGUGGCUAAUUAUUUUGAUUCUUCGUGUUGAUAUACGUAAAGCAAAUGAGUUUUUGUAUUUUUGUUUGCUAAAUGAAUAGCAUGGGCAGUUCUACUUACAUAUCACUUUAAUUAUGAACCAAUGAUCUUGCUGGAGCUGUCAGUAUGGUGUCAAACUAGCAAAAUGCACUGGUUUCAUUAUACUCUGUGGAAUAUCUUUGUACUAUAUACAUAUAUAAGAUGGAGUACUAA
Molecule: messenger RNA, 7584 nt
Organism: Pristis pectinata (smalltooth sawfish)
Lineage: Eukaryota; Metazoa; Chordata; Chondrichthyes; Rhinopristiformes; Pristidae
Product: nucleolar protein 4-like
Exons: 13
Coding region: 217-2364 (715 amino acids)
Source: RefSeq, a predicted model, not a curated record